Messenger RNA from Entelurus aequoreus (snake pipefish), 3303 nucleotides. It is a transcript of the gene slc25a55b, whose product is annotated as solute carrier family 25 member 55b. Gene Ontology annotation, molecular function: L-aspartate transmembrane transporter activity; L-glutamate transmembrane transporter activity. Lineage: Eukaryota; Metazoa; Chordata; Actinopteri; Syngnathiformes; Syngnathidae. The coding region runs from base 38 to 1042 and encodes 334 amino acids. Gene Ontology annotation, biological process: malate-aspartate shuttle; L-glutamate transmembrane transport; aspartate transmembrane transport. The transcript is spliced from 9 exons. The record is from RefSeq and is a predicted model, not a curated record.
UCAUUGUGCUUUUGCGACCUUCAACACCACUAAAACCAUGGCUCAACAGCAGCAGAUUAGCCUUCCGGCUAAACUGAUCAACGGGGGUAUUGCCGGCAUGGUUGGAGUCACCUGUGUGUUCCCAAUCGACCUGGCAAAGACUCGCCUGCAGAACCAGCAAAGCAGUCAGCAACUUUACAGGAAUAUGAUGGACUGCCUUAUAAAGACCGUUAAAUCCGAAGGUUACUUUGGCAUUUACAGAGGUGCUGCUGUAAAUCUGACCCUAGUGACUCCUGAGAAGGCUAUCAAACUCGCUGCCAACGACUUCUUUCGCCACCAGCUAAGCAAAAAUGGCGCUAAAUUAACAGUGUUCAAGGAGAUGCUGGCAGGAUGCUGCGCCGGGAUGUGCCAGGUCAUUGUCACCACACCCAUGGAGAUGCUCAAGAUCCAGCUUCAGGAUGCUGGCAGGCUUGCAGCCCAACAAAGGGUGAUGCCCGGUGUGGUAACGGCUCUAAAGAUGGGUGGAACCAGUGCUGUCCUCAGCCGUUCCUAUAACGGCAGCCCUGCGCCUCAGGUCAUGAGAGUAUCAGCCACACAGAUCACAAGAGAACUGCUGAAGACCAAAGGUGUCACAGGACUGUAUAGAGGACUUGGGGCUACGUUAAUGAGGGACAUCCCUUUCUCGGUUGUGUACUUUCCUCUUUUUGCACAUUUACACCAGCUGGGCCAGCACUCAUCAGGAAACCCAUCGGUGCCGUUCUAUUGGUCCUUUGUGUCCGGCUGCUUGGCUGCGACCGUUGGCGCGAUAGCUGUCAGCCCUUGUGACGUGGUCAAAACAAGGCUACAAUCCUUCAAAAAAGGAACUAAUGAAGAAACCUACAAUGGAGUGGUGGAUUGUAUCAGAAAUAUAAUGAGAAAAGAGGGUGCCUCUGCUUUCCUCAAAGGAGCCAGUUGUCGGGCCCUUGUCAUUGCUCCCCUCUUUGGCAUCGCCCAGGUGGUGUACUUUGUUGGAGUUGGAGAGAUGGUGCUCGGUUACACUCCCUAUAAUAUCUACUCUGCAUAGGGGAGGUUAGGUGUAUAAUAUGGAAGGGCCAACAUGCACUUCUAUGUGGUCUCCAAGUCAGGUUUCCUCCACUGAAAUAAUUGAUAGACUAGCUUGGGCUCCUCUCCCUCCAUAAACAGAUUUACGGAAUGUAAAAAAAAACCAUUUAUGUCUAAUUCUUAACACUUCAUAAUCCUAAACUGCAUCCUAGUGGAAAUUCUGUGAUAAUGAUGUGUUAUCAAUUACAUACAGAGAUUUCAUAGACUCACCUCAAAAUAAGUCAAAAAAAAAGUUUGACUAACAAUGUAUGGCUGCAUAGCCGUUAACCCUUGGUAAAACUUGAACGUGGCAGAUGCCAUAGUGUAGUAUUUAGUGUAAGCAAUUUAAUUGUCAAGAUUUUCAGAACACUUUGGAAGUGAUUUGGAAAUGUCCUCGUGGUUUCUGCCUCUCCUUGUUAUCUGCUCCUGCAGAACCUGUUGUUUUAAGAGUAACUAAACAGCUCAUUUGAUUUUGGAGUCUUUUCCAGGUCAAGAUUUCAUAGAACUCUCUUCAUUCAAUGUUGUAAAGGGGACCUAUGAUGAUUUUGAUCUACAUUCAAAACACUUCCUUGUGAUCCAGAUAAGAUGUAUUGGAUAUGCUAUGGUGUGUGUUUUGCGGGAAUUUUGCUCCCCAGUCACUUUUAUAACCCGUUUUUUGAGACUGUCGACAAGAUGUUCAUUUGUGGAGGCUUGCUCAGAUUGCAAAUGAAACCACACCCCACCCUCUCCAAAAGCAACAGAUAUAUAUCUUAAAAACGAACAUCACUGCUGUUGUUUUUCAGUCACAGUAUAAAAUAAACUUUAUAUACAUUAUAUAAAUUUGGCGGCCACAACAUUAGGUACACUUGUCCACUCUUGGAUCGAGAGCUGCUUUAAAAAAGUUGUUUUUUAGCAGCAUUUAUGUCACAUCAGUGUUAUUAUGCGCAUGCCACGAUUAGAUGAAAUUAAUUCUUUAUCCUGAAUUUUCUUGUUUUUUUCAAACCAAGUCGCAAUGUCGGCGUCUUCACUUCAGCGGCUAAUCAAUUUCGUAGUCACCACAUAAUUAUUUAUUUUAUCGUGUAUAUUUUAUAGACAGGCAGCACGGUGGCAGAGGGGUUAGUGCGUCUGCCUCACAAUACGAAGGUCCUGAGUAGUUGUGAGUUCAAUCCCGGCCUCGGGAUCUUUCUGUGUGGAGUUUGUAUGUUCUCCCCGUGACUGCGUGGAUUCCCUCCGGGCACUCCGGCUUCCUCCCACCUCCAAUGACAUGCACCUGGGGAUAGGUUGAUUGGCAACACUAAAUUGGCCCUAGUGUGUGAAUGUGAGUGUGAAUGUUGUCUGUCUAUCUGUGUUGGCCCUGCGAUGAGGUGGCGACUUGUCCAGGGUGUACCCCGCCUUCUGCCCGAUUGUAGCUGAGAUAGGCUCCAGUGCCCCCCGCGACCCCGAAGGGAAUAAGCGGUACAAAAUGGAUGGAUGGAUGGAUGGAUUUUAUAGACAUAGAUCAGGCAAGAAGCUCCAGUGGCAAAGGGGAGGUAGCUUGCCGACAAAGCAUGUCCAGAAUGACCAUUAGUCUGUCAAUAUUUGACGUCACAAAUGGCCCACUGUUAAACAUAAGUCAGCAAAACACAGAGUUAACAUUUUUCAGCCAAGUAUAUCAAAAGUUAAAUACUGAAUAUAUGCAAUUAGUUUUACUUAGAAUUACAAUGAUAAUAUUUACAGCCUAAUGCAAUAACCUUAUGAUUUGACACUUUGGCAUUGUUUAACGCGAGUAUCCAACAUUAUAAUAACGUUUACAAGUCAGAAAAGAGAAAAAUCAUCAUAGAUCCUCUUCUAAAGUUAGAGGAUACAGUGAUGCGUGACUGAAGUUGAUUCACAGUGCUUUAAAAGUGCAACAUGUCUCACUGACCCACUUUAAUUUUGUUGUUGACUGUGGUUCCUCUGUGACUGGACCUGUCUGUGUCACAUGACCCCAAUGCAAUAAGAAUAUUAAGAACAGUACAAAUUAGGAGGGGGAAAAGUGGUUUUAGAUAUUUUAACAUUUUAUUUUUAAUGUUUCAUGCAUAUUUAUUGAAUAUUUGUCACAAAAUGUGUAAAAACUCAAAUUGAGGAGAAACAUUUUGCAAACUCAAAUUGAGCCAAAUGUAAAAAUAUUUUACAACUUUCAACCUUUGGAUCACCUACAAUAGGGUUUUUUUUUUUUUUGUAUUAUGUUUUAAUUCAUUGUAGAAUUCCACAUGUAAAUACAGAAUAAUAAAUUCUGAUCUUUUA